Messenger RNA from Homalodisca vitripennis (glassy-winged sharpshooter), 383 nucleotides. RefSeq lists its product as uncharacterized. NCBI's taxonomy places the organism in Eukaryota, Metazoa, Arthropoda, Insecta, Hemiptera, Cicadellidae. The record is from RefSeq and is a predicted model, not a curated record. The transcript has a single exon. Bases 39 to 383 code for a protein of 114 amino acids.
CCACACUCUGUACAGUUUCUGUCUGCUUACAGACAAAGAUGUCAGUCUCACUCAAGAUAGCUGCCUUGUUGCUGACGGCCUGCCUGAUGCUGCUAGGGUGUGCGGCCAGGAAUGCACCGUUGGUGAAGAGAGACUCGUCCCACUACUGUGGUCACAACUUGGUACAAGCUCUACAGCUGGUGUGUAACAGCGCGUACCAGACUCUGUACAGUUUCUGUCUGCUUACAGACAAAGAUGUCAGUCUCACUCAAGAUAGCUGCCUUGUUGCUGACGGCCUGCCUGAUGCUGCUAGGGUGUGCGGCCAGGAAUGCACCGUUGGUGAAGAGAGACUCGUCCCACUACUGUGGUCACAACUUGGUACAAGCUCUACAGCUGGUGUGUAA